Messenger RNA from Phytophthora nicotianae INRA-310, 466 nucleotides. RefSeq lists its product as hypothetical. The annotation marks the transcript as partial. NCBI's taxonomy places the organism in Eukaryota, Oomycota, Peronosporomycetes, Peronosporales, Peronosporaceae. The record is from RefSeq and is a predicted model, not a curated record. The transcript has a single exon.
GACUCGAGCUGUGCUCUGUACUUUGUGUCGUGCCACACGGGGAACGUUCUCCAGUGCAACAACAGCAAUGACGCCAGGUGUGCGAACGAGAACCGCCAAGACUGGGAGGCCUGGAGGAUCGUGGAGCCCCGCUCGAGUGCUGCUUCCACUCAACCGCAGCGUGGUGUGGAACGCUACGCUCUUGCUGACAAGGACCGCGAGAACUUCAUUCUGGAGCUCGCGAGGUGCGGGAAAUCACCGGCGGAGAUCGAGCAAAUCGUGACGAGCAUGUUUGAUGUUCCGCUCGCUACCGCUACAGCCUCGGCUCUAGUCGUUCAAGUGGAGAAGGAGUAGACACGACCAGUUAGGACAGUGUCGAACUUCUACAGUCACAACGCUUGAAUGCAUCACCCCGUUCAGGCUUGCUAACAUCCUCGAGUAUGUGUGGAGUAGUCAUCAGUUCUGCUUCGAUUUCGAGCAAUCGUCC